CCCCAGUACAGCAGAGACACAGACAGAGAGAGAGGUACAGAUGGAACAUGAGUACACAAAGCAGGAAAUGACUUGUGUAUACAGAAGAAAAAACUGAGUAGAAAUUGGAUAGGAGGAGCAGAAAACGUGAUUAGCGUGAGAGAAAAGAAAAGGCGGGACAGAAAGAAUAUAGUGUUAGAAGGGGGGAGGAGAAAGGGGGAUGUAAUGACUGAUGCUUCACCCUCCUGCAGUUUGAUGCGACGCAGCCUCGAGCCUGAAGACAGAGCAACACGUGGAGGGACCUGGGUGCUGAUCAACGAGGCAAGAUGUCAUAUCAGAGCGGAAAAGCUAAAAGGCACCAACAGCCCACAAAGGGGUGAAUCACGGAGGAUGGAACCAUGCCUUUCCAUUGGCAAGAUCUGAUGAAUAACACUUCUGAAUCCUAAGAGUGCCGUGUAACUGGGAUCGAUUGCAGUUUGAAACAUCAAGAGUCUAUCAACGUUGGACCAUUAAUAUACUUCACACAAGAGCAAACCCCUACGCACCAUAAUGGAGAGCAUUGGCGCUCAAACACCUCCGUUCCCACGCUUUAAGCAUCGUUUCUGAAUCAAGCAUCCUGUGAAUGCACCAGGCAGCUUGUCCUUACAGUAAACAGUGAACAGCCCUUGGCUUAAGAUGAACUUUUCCAACAACAACAACUGUGCAAGCACUGAAUAUCUGCGGACGUACCAGCACCAACUGUAUGCGGUGGUGUACAGUGUGAUCUUAGCGCCAGGCCUGCUGGGAAAUGUGCUGGCACUCUGGGUGUUCAAGGUUUACAUCAGAGAAACCAAGAAGGGGGUGGUGUUCAUGAUUAACCUGGCUGUGGCCGACCUACUGCAGGUGCUCUCGCUGCCUCUGCGGAUCUACUACUACCUCACCGACACCUGGCCCUUUGGUCACCCUCUCUGCAUGAUAUGCUUCUAUCUCAAGUACGUUAACAUGUACGCCUCCAUCUUCUUCCUGGUGUGUGUCAGCGUGCGUCGCUGUCAGCUCAUCAUGCGUCCGCUGAGGUUCAACUCGUCCAAGCAAAGAGGAGAUUUGGUAAUAUGUGCCGUUGGCUGGCUGUUAGUCUGCCUAUGCUGCCUGCCUUUCCUCUCCUGAGGAAACCCCAACAAUGAAACAGACGUUAAUUCAAGUCGUCCAGACUUGUGUUUCUCUGAGCUGCCAAUGAGGACGGUCAGUGUUCAAGCCGCUUGGGUGCUCCUCAUCCUCGCAGAGCUAAUGGGCUUCAUCGUUCCUCUUAUCCUAGUGUUAGGCUGCACCUUUCUGACUGCUGGCAGUCUUCGGGGACUCCACGGCGUGGGCAAUCCUGACCGGGGGGAGAAGAGGAGGGCGUUACGGAUGGUGCUUAGCUGUGCUGUGGUCUUCCUAGUGUGCUUUGCUCCUUACCAUGUCACCAUGCCCCUGGACUUCUUGGUUAAAGCUGAUGCCCUGAGCAGCUGCGCCUUAAGGGACUUGAUUCUGCGAUGUCACCCCGUCACCCUCUGCCUAGCCAGCCUGAACUGUAGCCUGGACCCACUCAUGUACUAUUUCACAACUGAUGAAUUCUGGAGGCGACUGAGCAAGCCGGAGAUACCAGAGACUUUCAACAGGCGCCUGUCCUGUAUGACUGGAGGAGAGAAUACAGAGAACUAGAAACUCUUAGACCUCUCUUAUUGAUGAAGGACCUGAGAUAGAUAUACACUCCUAAAUCUAAGGAUAGAUAGUUAACGUGAAAACUGGUAAGUGCAGGGUCUAGCUGCAUAACUUGAGACUGGGCCCACCUCCCUCAACGGACUCUUACGGGGCCCUAGCAUAAAGAAGGAAGACAUUUAUGGAAGAGGACAAUCAUCAGGUUACGAUUGCGUGAGUUAGUUAGUUGGAAUUAGCCCAUGACCUGCGAAAAAAACACAAAUAACAUAACCUACUAUACUACCAACUGUAAGACUAACUGUAAGUUAAGCAGAAAAUGAUUAUGAACUAACCCUAUAAGUUUGCUUACAUUAGCUAGCCAUGUUUAUGUUGUUAGCAAUGUCAACAUUAGCUUAAAGGGGACUUAUCAUGCAAAAUGCACUUUGUGAUGUCUUUUAUACAUAAAUAUGUGUCCCCGGUGCGUCGGGGAACUCACGCAGCGUCAGAAAAUAAAACCCUCUCUCGGGUGUACAACGAGCGGAUACAGAUGUCCAUCCGCUGUGACGUCGGCAGACCCACAGAAAGUUGCUAUCAGAAACAAUGCCUGACAUGUUUUGGACGUAAUCGCCUCUUUGUUUACAUUAGCAAGCCACGCUAAC
Messenger RNA from Gymnodraco acuticeps, 2291 nucleotides. Its product is annotated as probable G-protein coupled receptor 174. NCBI's taxonomy places the organism in Eukaryota, Metazoa, Chordata, Actinopteri, Perciformes, Bathydraconidae. Gene Ontology annotation, molecular function: G protein-coupled receptor activity. Gene Ontology annotation, cellular component: membrane. The record is from RefSeq and is a predicted model, not a curated record. Gene Ontology annotation, biological process: phospholipase C-activating G protein-coupled receptor signaling pathway; positive regulation of Rho protein signal transduction.